CUUCCGACGAACGAGCCCAGCACCACGCUGUCCACUAAAAUUAGAAUUAAAAAGGUGCUUAUCUCUGUUCUCCACGAAGAAAAUAUGUCGGCCCACGUUAAACCAAGUUUCUCGAGGUACUUACGAACCUUUGCAAAACUGGGACCUGUUGUUCCUGAGAUAGAUCUUGCAGUGGCUCUGCAGGCUCGCAGAUCGUGGAAAGAAAAUAGGAGAAAGAAGUUGAUUAAAGCGGACCUGAAGAAUUUCCUCUCACAGUUGUCUCAGGACGCCAGCAGAAAACUCACUAAACUGAAGAAUGUUGCCAAAGAAAUUGUUGGAACUGAAAGUGGAGAUGAGCUAGCGGAAGAAACUGUGAUAACACUUUUGGAAAUAUUGAUUGGGAACGAUGUUCUCACGAAUGCUCUGCAGAAAAAGUUAGGGACCCCAUUUGGCCACAUCACUCCAGCUCAGGCCAAUUGUGCAUUCCAGGCUGUGAAAGAUCUAAGCUCAGACUUGAGUCCGGAUCAAGUGGAACAGAUCAAGGCAAUUUGCAGUGGCUCUGUUUUGAAGUCGAUCGAAAACACUCCUGUAUUUGGUGACAACAUCAAAGUGGCUCCUCCUGAACCGUGGCCAAUCCCGGACUUCAGCAGGCUGCAGGACAUGACUGUUAAGAGGCAGAAAAUCCAAGCAGUGGAUAAUUUCUCAAUGCAAUACAAACAAAGUGCACCUGAUCGCAAGCAGAAUUAUGGGAUGCAAUGGAUUAUUGAUCAGGUUGAGUGUUGGUGCGGAGAGGAUUUUAUGGGCGGAAUUCCUAGCAAUGAAGUUGCCAACUCUCUGGCAGAAAUGCUGAAAUCUUACAGGAGUAAUGAUGAACUUCAAGAAGAGCUGUUGGACAUGCUGGGGUUUGAGAAAAUUGAACUUGCACAAAUCUUACUGGAGAAACGAGCUCUGAUUAACGAAGACUUACGAAAUGCUGCUACGUGUUUAGAAAAUGCUGCUGACAAGAAACGAAAGCCUCCUAAAGAUUUAAAAUAUGGAAUGUCCCAAGCUCAAGCACCUACGCUUGCAUGCCAAGUCACUGUACAGCGAGAAGACGAGAGGUUGCUCAUGAAGCAAAUUAGAAAAGAAGAGAAAAAAAUGCACAAGGCUGCUAUGAAAAACGCCGUCGAGUCAGACUCGGACGAAGAGGAGCAGUUUGACCCUGAAAAGUUACGAGCUGCCAGGAUUGCUCAGCUUACGGCAGUGCAGAAGAAGGGGCUUUUUGGGCCAAAGAAGAUGAUAAUGCCAAGCAGACCAGCUUGGAUGGAUCUUCCUAAUGUGUAUGACAGCCAGAACGACGCUCGUCAAACUGCAGGGUUUAUUACCAACAUGAAGAUGCUGCUGCCUGAAAAUGUGACCAGGAAAGACACCAAAGAGUAUGAACAAGUUGACAUUCCGAUUUCCAAGCCAGUACCUUUGACGGUUGGCGAAGACAAAGUAAAAAUCUCCAGUCUCGACGAGCUUGGACAGGCAGCUUUUAACGGUAUUGAAUCGCUGAACAGAAUCCAAAGCGUUGUAUUUGAUACUGCAUACAACACAAAUGAGAAUCUAUUAAUUUGCGCUCCGACUGGUGCUGGAAAGACAAACGUCGCUUUACUAACUGUGAUGAACGUUGUUCGCCAGUAUUACAUCAAUGAUAGGAUUGAACUCAACAAAUUCAAGAUUGUUUACAUUGCACCAAUGAAAGCUCUAGCGGCUGAAAUGGCAAAGAGUUUCCAGAAGCGACUUAUUCCGUUUGCAAUUAAAGUUCGAGAACUGACUGGUGACAUGAAUCUUACUAAGAAGGAGAUUGAAGAGACACAGAUGCUAAUUACAACGCCUGAAAAAUGGGACGUAGUGUCCCGAAAGUCUAAUCCAAGUUCAGAUGUUGAGCUUACAGAACUUGUGCGACUUAUCAUCAUUGACGAAGUUCAUCUACUGCAUGGCGACCGAGGCCCUGUCCUUGAAGCUAUCGUUGCAAGAACACUGAGAAUGGUGGAAACAACUCAGCGUAUGGUUCGCAUUGUUGGUCUGUCAGCGACGCUUCCAAACUACCUGGAUGUUGCCUUCUUCCUCCGCGUCAAUCUAUACAAAGGCCUUUUCUACUUUGACCACAGGUUCCGUCCAGUUCCGCUCAGCAUGAGUUUUGUCGGCAUUAAGGCGCGAAAAUCUCUGCAGCAGAUGAAUGACAUGGAUGAUGUUUGCUAUGACAAGGUCCUUGAAAUGGUUGAAAAAGGACAUCAGGUGAUGGUGUUCGUGCAUGCAAGAAAUGCUACUGUCCGAACAGCGCAGACUCUGCAGAACAAGGCUCAAGUCAAUGGUCAACUGGCAGCCUUUGAGCCAAAAACUGCCUCUGUCCAAGGACAGGCGUUGCGCUCUUCAGGGAAGCUGCAGAACAAGCAGCUUGCCGAGCUGAUGCCGCACGGCUUUGCUGUUCACCAUGCUGGAAUGCCGAGACGAGACAGAAAUUUGGUUGAACAGUACUUCGCUGAAGGAUUUAUUUCUGUUUUGGUGUGCACCUCAACCUUGGCCUGGGGUGUAAAUUUGCCUGCCCACGCUGUCAUCAUCAAAGGAACAGAAAUCUACGACGCCAAGCAUGGAACCUUUGUUGACCUUGGAAUAUUGGAUGUCCUUCAGAUUUUUGGUCGAGCAGGUCGACCUCAAUUUGAUAAGUCUGGUCAUGGCUGCAUCAUUACCUCACAUGAAAAACUAAACCACUACCUUUCUCUACUGACAAACCAGUACCCAAUCGAGAGUCAGUUUGUCAAUUGCCUUGCAGACAAUCUCAAUGCUGAGGUUGUCCUGGGAACAAUUUCAAGUAUCAAUGACGCCAUCGAGUGGCUUAAGUACUCGUAUCUGUACGUGAGGAUGCGGAAAAAUCCUAUGUGCUAUGGAGUUACAAAUCAAAUGCUCAAAGAUGAUCCUGAGCUGAAUGAAAAGUGUAGAGAGCUCAUAGUUUUGUCUGCUGACAAACUUCAACAGGCACGAAUGGUUAGAUUCCACCACCCCACAGGCAGCCUUGACGCAACAGACAUUGGAAGGACUGCCAGCUAUUUCUAUAUCAAAUAUGAUACAAUGCAGAUGUUUGUCGAAACAAUGAAUGCAGGCAGCGACAACAACAUGACGGCUCUAGGUGAUGCUGACAUUGUGGCAUUGAUGUCUCAAGCGCAAGAAUUUGAGCAACUGAAGCUUCGCGAUGAUGAAAUGGAUGAGUUGGACGAACUCUUUGAGAGCAACUGCUACCUUCCAGUUGCAGGCGGACCUGAUAAUAUUCACGGAAAAGUGAACAUCCUUUUGCAAACCUACCUCUCCAAAGGUUUCAUCAAAUCAUUCUCUUUGAUUUCCGAUAAGGGCUACGUUACCGAUAAUGCUGCAAGAAUUGCAAGGGCGCUUUUUGAUUUGGCCCUAAAGCAUGGUGAUGCUAUAUUGUCGAAUCGAACUCUGAAAAUUGCAAAGAUGAUGGAAAAGCAAAUGUGGGACUCUGAGCACCCCUUGGCUCAGAUAGGGAAGUUUGGAAUGGACGUGCUUGACAAACUGCAAAAGAGUCGCUUGAGUCUCGAUAGAAUGAGGGAAAUGUCUGGUUCGGAUAUUGGUGCUAUGGUGAGGAAUACAAGAUUGGGACCUGAACUGAAGCAAUGCGUUGAGGCAUUUCCCAGUGUAGCAAUUGACACUGUUGUUCAGCCCAUCACUGCAACUGUUGUCAAGAUCAGCGUCACAAUCACACCAACCUUCAAGUGGAAUGAUCAUAUUCACGGAAAGACUGCUGAAGUAUUUUGGUUGUGGAUCGAAGACUGCACCACGAGCAGAAUUCAUCACUAUGAAUCUGUCCUCAUCACCAAAAAGCAGGUCAGAUUUGGAGAGCAGAUCAGGACGACCAUCAUGAUUCCUCUCAACUUGCAAGACAUGGACUAUUCAUCACAUACUUGCAUCGUCAGGGUUGUAAGUGAUCGCUGGUUGCAUGCAGAUUACUGCCAGUCUUUUAGCUUCAAGGACGUAACUUUUCCCGAUGGAUACUCUGCUCACACAGAUUUGUUGGAUUUGGAUCCUCUGCCAAUCAGUGCUCUGAACGACCCAAAACUUGAGAGUCUCUUUGGAAGAGAAAUUCUGGCCUUUAAUGCAAUUCAGACUCAAGUCUUCCACUGCCUUUACCACACUGACGAAAACGUGGUUCUUGGAGCUGCAACUGGUUCAGGCAAAACUGUUGUAGCUGAGCUUGCCAUGUUCCGUGUCUUCAAGGAACACCCUAACACAAAGGUUGUGUACAUUGCUCCCCUGAAAGCUUUGGUCAGAGAGAGAAUCAAGGACUGGAAUGAAAAGCUGGUUCGCAAGUUGGGAAAGAAGGUGAUAGAAUUGACGGGCGAUUCCAGUCCCGAUGCAGCUGCAAUUGCUUCUGCUGAUGUUGUGGUCACAACUCCUGAGAAGUGGGAUGGUGUGAGUCGAAGCUGGCAAACUCGAAACUACGUUCGCCAAGUGUCAUUGCUAAUCAUUGACGAAAUCCACUUGCUGGGAGAAGAUCGUGGUCCUGUCCUGGAGGUUAUUGUCUCCAGAGCUAGCUACAUUGCUGCUCAUUCACAAGGCGGUGCCACAAACUGCAGAGUUGUAGGAUUGUCGACUGCCCUGGCCAAUGCAGACGACUUGGCUGCUUGGUUGGGAAUCAGCACCCAGCGUGGUCUCUACAACUUUAGGCCAAGCGUACGUCCCGUGCCUGUGCAAAUCCACAUUUCUGGCUUUCCUGGCAAGCACUUCUGCCCAAGAAUGGCUACUAUGAACAAACCAACCUUCCAGGCCAUCAGGACUCAUUCUCCCGACAAACCUGCCCUUGUUUUUGUUGCCUCUCGUAGACAAACGAGGUUGACAGCCAUGGCUCUGCUGCAGUUCCAAGCUUCUGAUCCAGAAAGAUCUAAAGAUUGGCUUGGAAUGUCCGAGGAGGAAGCUUAUGAAAAUGUUGACUCGCUGAAUGAUCCCAACUUGAAGCUGCUCAUUCCUUUUGGUAUUGGUAUUCAUCACGCAGGUCUUCAGGACAGAGACAGGUCGAUUGUUGAAGAGCUGUUUGUAACAAGGAAAAUUAGGGUGUUGGUCACCACUGCAACUCUUGCCUGGGGUGUGAAUUUCCCUGCCCAUUUGGUCGUAGUCAAGGGCACUGAAUAUUUUGACGGAAAGAAAAAACGAUACGAGGACAUGCCAAUUACAGACGUCCUGCAGAUGAUCGGCCGAGCUGGUCGCCCACAGUAUGACGACCAGGCAGUGGCUGUCCUUCUAGUGCAGGAUAUAAAGAAGGCCUUCUACAAGAGAUUCCUUCAUGAACCAUUCCCUGUUGAGUCAAAGUUACUAGCUGUUCUUCCUGAUCACUUGAAUGCUGAGAUCGUUGCUGGUACAAUUCAAAGCAAGCAAGAUGCCAUGGAUUACCUAACUUGGACCUUCUUUUUCCGCCGCCUACUGAAAAAUCCAACAUACUAUGGCUUGGUAUCAUUGGAGGCCCAUGACAUCAACAUGUUCCUCUCGAGCUUGGUUGAAAAAACUGUCAUCGAGUUAUCCAAUGCAGGCUGUGUGAUGAUUGCUGAAGACGGAAGAGGCAUUAUGGCCACAUCACUUGGCCGCAUCUCCUCCUUUUACUACAUUUCGUAUAAGACCAUUGCCUUGUUUGAUGAAAAGCUCCAUCCCGACUGCACUCCCUAUGAAAUCAUCCAGCUCCUGAGCAAUGCCACCGAAUACGACGAGCUUCCCGUCAGACACAAUGAGGACAACAUCAACGGUGAGUUGAUGAAGCAAGUUCGUGUCAAGGUGGAUGGAGAGUUGGAUAACCCGCACUUGAAAACCAACCUACUCAUCCAAGCAUACCUCCUGCAUCUCCACAUGCCCAGCACAGACUACAACACCGACCUCAAGUCUGUGCUUGACCAGUGCAUUCGAAUCCUGCAGGCCAUGCUGGACGUCAGUGCUGAGAAAGCUUUGCUUAGCACCACCAUCACAAUCCAGCUGGUUCUGCAGAGCAUCAUUCAAGCCAAAUGGCCAGAAAGUGAGCCUCUCUGGCAAAUGCCCUUCAUGACUGAGCAGCUUUUCCGAGAAAUCACAGUCGAAUUUGCUUCUGAUCUGCCUACUCUUGUCGUCAAAGGUCGUGAACAACCUGAUACUCUAAGAAAAAUUCUGAAGACCUGCUUGCCCGAAAAGGAUGUGGAAGUUUUGCAACAAGUGCUGAAAACUUUGCCUGCACCUGGAAUGAGACUUUCGAUCAAUGGAUACAGUCGAGAGUCCCAGUCGAGACAGGCCAGUAUUCGUCUGAGUCUACCUUGCUCCAGUUACACUACACUCAGCGCUGGGCAAACCUAUGUCAUCUGUCUGACUCCAAGGGGCACCCCCAGAGCCACUUAUGCCUUUGCACCUCAUUUCCCCCGAAAGAAGGACAUCGGCUGGUUUGUGAUUCUUGGAAUGAAUGAUCCAGAUGGAUCUAAGUCUGGCACACUGCUUGGACUUAAAAGAAUCCCCGCUUCUGAUAGAACUACUUCGAUUGAGUUUGAGACACCAUCACGAGCCUGUCUUGGAGUUCUAUCUCUGUAUCUCAUUUCAAAUUGCUACAUGGGCUUGGACCAGCAGUAUCAGAUUCCAAUCGCUGUCAUUGACGAUGCUCCUCGUGGCUCGGCGGAGGAAGAAGACCUUCCCGAGAGACCAAAACCAACAUCAAUUACUAUUCCAAGCACAACGCUUCUCCAGGCUUUCAAAGAAGGGCCGGAAAAAGUCAGGUACUUUGAGUGAAAUUCCUAAAGUUUGUGUUAUUAAUGGCAAAGUAUCAUAAUGUGAUUUUACUUUUAACGCCGCUAAAGUGCGGCAAAAGGCAGUGACUGAAUUAUUUUACAAUAAAUUAAAGUUGCCCAUUUUCAAAUGGCGGCUAAAUUUAAAAUUAAA
Messenger RNA from Neocloeon triangulifer, 6897 nucleotides. It is a transcript of the gene obe, whose product is annotated as activating signal cointegrator 1 complex subunit 3. The record is from RefSeq and is a predicted model, not a curated record. Gene Ontology annotation, molecular function: ATP binding; nucleic acid binding; ATP hydrolysis activity. The transcript has 29 exons. Lineage: Eukaryota; Metazoa; Arthropoda; Insecta; Ephemeroptera; Baetidae. Bases 85 to 6747 code for a protein of 2220 amino acids.